AUGUCUCGCUUUUCCGGAAAAACUGUCAUAGUCACUGGAUCCUCCAACGGAAUCGGUCGUUCUACUGCUCUUUUGUUUGCUAAAUAUGGAGCAAAUGUGACAAUUACUGGAAGAAAUGCUGAUCGUCUUGAGGAGACAAGACAACUUCUUCUGAAAUCUGGAGUCUCGGAGAAGAAUAUAAACGCAGUAGUUGCUGAUCAACCUGGUGCCAUAUACUACGCAAUCGCCAAGGCUGCUCUCGACCAGUACACCAGAAGUACUGCAAUUGAUCUUAUUCAAUAUGGAAUUCGAGUCAACUCUGUGAGCCCUGGAAUUGUUGUAACUGAAUUCGGUGGAGAGCAGCUGGAUUGUCAGAUGAAAUGUCAAAGAAGUUCUACGACUUCUUCCCAUCUCACAAAGAAUGUAUUCCUGCUCGGGUCGCUGGACAACCAGGAGAUAUUGCCAAUGUGA
Molecule: messenger RNA, 450 nt
Organism: Caenorhabditis remanei
Lineage: Eukaryota; Metazoa; Nematoda; Chromadorea; Rhabditida; Rhabditidae
Exons: 3
Coding region: 1-450 (149 amino acids)
Molecular function (GO): oxidoreductase activity
Source: RefSeq, a predicted model, not a curated record